CGCGCCCGUUAGAGUGUCCAAUUGCUCCCGAAAUCACACACGUACAGGACCCGUCGUCACUUCAAAGUUCAUCAAGAAUUUUCGUUCAACCGGUUGAACCAAGUCGUUCCAAGGAACUUUCCAAGCUAUCCCACUAGCUCCUCGUUGUCUGCAACAUGUCCGACUUCUUCAAAUCGUCGUCGUCGUCUAGUUCUCCGUCAGACAUGACUGCAAAAAAAGAAGCCGUGAUGAAUGGUGUGCGCUCCGAGAUUGCCCUUGCUAGCGCGCAGGAGCUUAUAAACAAAACGAAUGAGAAAUGCUUCGCUAAGUGCAUAGCGAAACCUGGGACCUCCUUGUCUAGCUCAGAGGAGACAUGUUUGUCUCGAUGCCUCGAACGUUACCUGGAAACAUUCAACAUAAUUAGCAAAACCUACAGUGCCCGCUUAAGCAGAGAACGCGAGCAGCGGCAACUUAAUCAGAUAUAGUCGGCAUAUUGUAUCUAUACCACCUCCCUCCGUCAAUCGUACUUUCAUUUUAGUUGUUCAUCAAUCUCACCUGCAUGUCAUUAAGGCGGCUCCAUUCUCGACCC
Messenger RNA from Suillus discolor, 568 nucleotides. Its product is annotated as Tim10/DDP family zinc finger-domain-containing protein. The record is from RefSeq and is a predicted model, not a curated record. Bases 156 to 464 code for a protein of 102 amino acids. NCBI's taxonomy places the organism in Eukaryota, Fungi, Basidiomycota, Agaricomycetes, Boletales, Suillaceae. The transcript has 5 exons.